This is a messenger RNA of Puma concolor (puma), 1212 nucleotides long. The record is from RefSeq and is a predicted model, not a curated record. Lineage: Eukaryota; Metazoa; Chordata; Mammalia; Carnivora; Felidae.
AGCAGAGAGACCGUCUCUCUUCUGGGUCCCAGCCAUGGCUGCCACAGCCUCGGCCUCCUGGUGCCACCCUGGGGGAAAGGACAAGGUGAUGUGGAAGGCGCUUGUCAUCAUGGCCCUGCUGCAGGCACAGCUCCCAGGAACAGAGGCGCAGAGUUUUGGCCUGCUGGAUCCCAAACUGUGCUACCUGGUGGACGGAAUCCUUUUCAUCUAUGGCGUCAUUAUCACUGCCCUGUUCCUGAGAGCAAAGGUGGGUACUGCGGACUCUGGGGAGCAGUCCCUGAGCCUUUCCCGUCGGUUCUAGGAGCUCAAUCUGGGAGGAAGACAGGAGUAUGAAGUUUUGGACAAGAGACGAGGCCUGGACCCUGAGAUGGGAGGAAAGCAGCAGAGGAGGAGGAAUCCUCCGGAAGUCGUGUACAAUGCACUGCAAAAAGACAAGAUGGCGGAGGCCUACAGUGAGAUUGGGAUAAAAGGCGACCGGCGGAGAGGGAAGGGGCAUGAUGGCCUCUACCAGGGGCUCAGCACGGCCACCAAGGACACCUAUGAUGCCCUCCACAUGCAGACCCUGCCCCCUCGCUAAGAGCACCGGGCAUUUCGCCAAUCACAGGCCAGACCUGAAGACACCCAGAUUGUGAAAGACACAGGAUAAAGCGUUUAUAACCCAGUUCACUCGUAUUUCUUCACCACCCAAGUAUUCCUUUUUAAGAAUAGGACGCUUCGCGUUGUAACAUUUGGUCACGUCCAUUUCCAAACCGUCAUGCACGGAACGUCGUCCCUGGACUCUGCAGGGGAGUGCGUUCCCCCAGGGCUGAGGCCCCGUCCUCGAGGAGCCCGUGGUGAACCCCGCAGGUUCUCGGGUCUUCUGGUUUGUUGGGGACUGUGGACAGGCCCCCGUCCUGGAGGCUCUGGGCUCUCACCUGGGAGACGGGUGCACACUCCUCACAGCCAUGUUUGGUCCAUGUUUUGUCAAGUCCCCAGAGAAACUCAAAUGUUAGCACAUAUCCUAAUAGGCUCUAUUGUCCUGUCCGUAUUUGAGUGGCUUUGCUCCUGCUGUAAAUCCGGCGUCUGUUGUCAACCCGUGCCUUCAUGUCAAGGUGACUUGUAACUGGGGCAAAGGGGCUGUCGUGCAUCCCUGUGAAAGGUCUGUGCAGAGGGGACAAUGGGAGGGGAGCCGGGGCACGUCCGCGGUGGAUGAGGUGGGGAGGGGCAGGGGGU